GACUUCUUGCAUUCAAAAAUUAAUAUUACAGUAUUAUCACUAUUUCAGGCUGGACCCUCUCAACCUCCAGAUGAAGAGGACAAUGAUCACAGUGGAUAUAACAGUGGAGACGAGUAUGAACCAUUUGGGUGGAACCUCACAGCAGAUCAAUGGGAAGAUAAAGAGCGAAGGUUUGAAAAGAAGAUGAAAAAGAAAGGUCUUAUGAUCAAGAAGAUGCGAGAAGAUGGGGCUUGUCUGUUCCGUGCCAUUGCUGAUCAAGUCUUUGGUGACCAGGACAUGCACAAUAAUGUUCGAAAGCACUGCAUGGAUUAUAUCGCUCUGAAUGAAGACGCUUUUGCUCCUUUUGUAUCCGAGAACUUCCAGACAUAUGUCCAAAGAAAAAGACGUGAUGAUUGUUUUGGUAACCACGUAGAAUUAGCUGCUAUGUCAGAAAUGUAUAACCGCAUCAUCGAAGUCUAUUGCUACAGUGUAGAACCUAUAAAUAGUUUCCAAGGAAGUCUUCAAACAGAUAAUGAACCCAUUCGAUUGAGUUACCAUAUGGGGACGCACUACAACAGCCUUGUAGAUCCCUUCAAGGCCACCAUCGGUGUGGGUCUCGGCCUUCCUGGCUUUCAACCGGGUCUGGCGGAAAAGAACCUCAUGAAGGAAGCUACCAGACAGAGCGAGAAUGUCCACCUGGAGCAGGUCAGUUUGUGUUACAAACACAGAAAAGAAUCUCGGUUAUUUUUUAAGUUUAGUGAAAUCCUAGCAUAAAGUGGUGUAUGGGAG
This is a messenger RNA of Homarus americanus (American lobster), 768 nucleotides long. Its product is annotated as OTU domain-containing protein 5-like. The record is from RefSeq and is a predicted model, not a curated record. NCBI's taxonomy places the organism in Eukaryota, Metazoa, Arthropoda, Malacostraca, Decapoda, Nephropidae. Gene Ontology annotation, molecular function: cysteine-type deubiquitinase activity; K63-linked deubiquitinase activity. Gene Ontology annotation, biological process: protein deubiquitination. Bases 184 to 753 code for a protein of 189 amino acids. The transcript has 4 exons.